This is a messenger RNA of Bombyx mori (domestic silkworm), 5041 nucleotides long. RefSeq names its product splicing factor 3B subunit 1 (gene Sf3b1). The transcript has 21 exons. Gene Ontology annotation, molecular function: mRNA binding. Gene Ontology annotation, cellular component: U12-type spliceosomal complex; catalytic step 2 spliceosome; U2 snRNP. The record is from RefSeq and is a predicted model, not a curated record. Gene Ontology annotation, biological process: spliceosomal complex assembly. Bases 850 to 4860 code for a protein of 1336 amino acids. NCBI's taxonomy places the organism in Eukaryota, Metazoa, Arthropoda, Insecta, Lepidoptera, Bombycidae.
GCCUAAAACAUACUUACAUAAGAAAAUUAUUAAAGCUUACCUGAACCAAAAUAACAUGAAGUAGAGAUCCAAUCUAAAAACAAAUCGAUGUCCAUAGAUACAAGCCAAAUUCAUCGUUUUAAGAAGGUACAAGAAAUCAGUCAAGAAGCCAGGGUGAGAUUAUUAUUUACCCAACACUGAAAUUUCACAAAUUAGAAGCGCACUACGAACCGAGGUAAGCGAGUGAGAUGCCUGAAACACAGCGUGCGCGCAUCGUUUUUUCUAACAAACACCCAAUGAGUCACACAGGUUGUCUAAGUUUUGUCUCAUACUAACAAGCGUCAUUUCUAAUUCAACAGAAAGGGACAAAAUACGGUGUAACUAUUCCAAGGUGCUUUUGUAUAAAAUAAAAUACUGAUAUUAUUAAUACGUUUUUCACCUUAAACACAGAUUCAUGCUUCAAAAUUCCGGAACAAAUAUCACAAAAAUAUGAAGUUCCGGUAUUUUGGAGGCCUAUCCAUAUUGUCCUCUACGUUUGACGUCAACAACCUUAAAUCAAUCUACCUACUCCGACCUCUGGUUAUUACAUAUUUAAACCUGAAGAAACACUAAAUAGACAAAAUAAAACUAAUCACGCAACUUCACUCCCCGCGUUUCCGCCUAAAAGUCCAAACAGUUUUCUAUGAGAAAUGGAGUUCAUUUUCCAUAGGUUAGGAAGAGGUAGUAUGUAACUACCUAUGCAUAAAAUCGGACAUAGUCUGUGUUUACGAAAAAAACUCACGCUACCUAUCUAAUAAAUCAUCGAUAGAAGAGAAAAUAAUUUGAUUUCAUUGUCCGUAAAGUUGCAUAAAUGUCUACAAUCUUCUAAAAAUGGAUAAAAUACCAAGAACUCAUGAAGCCAUUGAAGCACAAAUAAAAGAAAUACAAUCAAAAAAAACUGAAGCACCAGAAAAUGGUUCCAACAAAGGCGUGUCUCUCGGCGAGACUUACUAUGACAGCGAUAUAUAUGAUAGCACAGGCCAAGGAGGCAAGUCCAGAUAUGACGGAUAUGUGACAUCAAUUGCUGCUAAUGACGAAGUAGAAGAUGAUGACCUCGAAAAUGUUCCUAUAACUCAGAAAAGGCCAGGAUAUACAGCACCUGCUUCACUGUUGAAUGACAUUGCACAAAGUGAUAAAGAAUUCGAUCCUUUUGCUGACAAACGAAGACCAACUAUCGCUGAUAGAGAGGAUGAAUAUCGACAAAAGAGGCGCAGGAUGAUUAUAUCACCUGAAAGAAAUGAUCCUUUUGCAGAAGGUGGGAAAACUCCUGAUGUCGGAUCGAGGACAUACACUGAUAUAAUGAAAGAGCAGUAUCUUCUUGCUGAAGAAACAGAACUCAGAAAGAAACUGUUAGAGAAAGCUAGGGAAGGAACUCUCAAACCAGUACCACAAUCUAAUGGAGAAUCCAUAAAACCAGCAGCAAAACGCAAAGGUAGAUGGGAUCAAAGUUCUGAAGAAACACCAGUUGUUAAGAAAACAGUAUCAACUACACCAAGCUCACAGACAACUCCGUCUUGGGAUGCUGAGAGAGGCACAUGGGAAGAAACUCCGGGAGCAGGUCGGGGCGGCGAGACGCCCGGUGCCACGCCAUCGGCACGUGUUUGGGAUGCCACACCAGGACAUAUCACUCCUGGACACGCCACUCCGGGGCGCGAAACUCCGGCUCAUCACGCUUCUCGCAGAAAUCGCUGGGAUGAAACACCAAAAACAGAUAGAGAAACACCAGGACACAACAGCGGUUGGGCUGAGACACCACGAACAGAUCGCGGGUCAGGCGUGGAUACAAUACAGGAGACCCCCACCCCUGGCACAAAGCGGCGCUCGCGUUGGGACGAAACCCCCGGUGCCACGCCCGCACCCGCCACCCCCACGCCUUCUCACGCCACGCCUUCCCAUGCCACACCCUCGCACGCCACGCCAUCGCUCUCUACACCGACGCCGCACACGCCUGUCUUCACGCCAGGAGGGUCUACACCUGUGGGAGUGAAAGCCAUGGCACUGGCUACACCAACACCUGGUCAUGUUGCAGCCAUGACUCCAGAACAGUUACAAGCUUAUCGUUGGGAGAAAGAAAUAGACGAGCGUAAUAGACCUUACACUGAUGAAGAACUGGAUGCCAUGUUCCCUCCUGGGUACAAGGUUUUACCACCGCCUGCCGGGUACGUCCCGAUUCGGACGCCGGCCCGCAAGCUGACGGCGACGCCCACGCCGUUGGGUGGUACUCCAAUCGGGUUUUUCAUGCAGACGGAGGAGCCGGGCGGCUCGGCCGCGGCGGCCGCGCGUCUUCUCGACCCUCAGCCCAAGGGUAACCAGCAGCUGCCCUUUAUGAAGCCCGAGGACGCCCAGUACUUCGACAAACUUCUCAUCGACGUCGACGAGGAUACACUCUCUCCCGACGAACUUAAGGAACGGAAAAUAAUGAAGCUUCUUUUGAAAAUAAAGAACGGUACGCCACCCAUGUGCAAAGCUGCCUUACGACAAAUAACAGAUAAAGCUCGCGAAUUCGGUGCUGGACCACUUUUCAAUCAAAUUCUGCCAUUACUGAUGAGUCCUACGCUGGAAGAUCAAGAGAGACAUCUACUGGUCAAAGUCAUAGACAGGAUUUUGUAUAAAUUAGACGACUUGGUUCGACCCUACGUACAUAAGAUUCUUGUCGUCAUUGAACCUCUGCUUAUUGAUGAAGAUUAUUAUGCGCGUGUCGAAGGUCGCGAGAUCAUUUCAAAUUUAGCUAAAGCAGCCGGCUUGGCUACUAUGAUUUCUACAAUGAGGCCUGAUAUAGACAACAUAGAUGAGUAUGUACGAAACACAACCGCUCGAGCGUUUGCGGUAGUGGCAUCGGCCUUGGGUAUUCCAUCUUUAUUGCCAUUUUUAAAAGCUGUGUGCAGAUCUAAGAAAUCCUGGCAAGCACGUCACACAGGAAUAAAGAUUGUGCAACAAAUUGCUAUUCUGAUGGGCUGUGCUAUUCUGCCACAUUUGAAAUCUCUUGUUGAAAUUAUUGAACAUGGUCUGGUGGACGAACAACAGAAGGUCCGAACGAUCACGGCGCUGGCGAGCGCGGCUCUGGCCGAGGCCGCCACGCCCUACGGUAUCGAGUCCUUCGAUUCCGUGCUCAAACCUCUGUGGAAAGGUAUUCGUACGCAUCGUGGUAAAGGUCUGGCUGCAUUCCUGAAAGCCAUCGGAUACCUCAUCCCUCUCAUGGAUGCAGAAUACGCGAAUUACUACACACGAGAAGUGAUGCUAAUUCUUAUUCGUGAGUUCCAGUCGCCCGAUGAAGAAAUGAAAAAAAUCGUCUUAAAAGUAGUAAAACAAUGUUGCGGUACCGACGGUGUUGAGCCUCAAUACAUAAUGGAUGAAAUAUUGCCUCAUUUCUUUAAACACUUCUGGAACCAUCGUAUGGCCCUCGACAGACGAAACUAUCGCCAGCUUGUCGACACCACAGUGGAAAUUGCAAACAAGGUCGGUGCAUCAGAAAUUAUCAACAGAAUUGUUGAUGAUCUAAAAGACGACAAUGAGCAGUAUAGAAAAAUGGUGAUGGAGUCCAUUGAAAAGAUUCUCGCUAAUUUAGGAGCAGCAGACAUUGAUUCUAAGCUCGAAGAAGCUCUUAUCGAUGGAAUAUUGUAUGCAUUCCAAGAACAGACAACUGAGGAUGUUGUGAUGCUGAACGGUUUUGGAACAAUCGUGAAUCAAUUGGGAAAACGCGUAAAGCCCUAUUUACCACAGAUAUGUGGUAUUAUUCUUUGGCGUAUGAACAACAAGUCUGCUAAAGUUCGGCAACAAGCUGCCGAUCUCAUUUCUCGGAUCGCUGUCGUGAUGAAAACUUGUCAGGAGGAAAAGUUAAUGGGGCAUCUUGGUGUUGUACUGUAUGAGUACUUGGGAGAGGAAUAUCCUGAAGUGCUAGGCUCUAUACUUGGUGCAUUAAAAGCAAUUGUCAAUGUUAUUGGAAUGACAAAGAUGACCCCACCAAUAAAGGAUCUCCUGCCUAGGCUUACACCCAUUUUGAAAAACAGGCAUGAAAAAGUACAAGAGAAUUGUAUUGAUUUAGUGGGUCGUAUUGCAGACAGAGGACCGGAAUUUGUGUCGGCCAGAGAAUGGAUGAGAAUAUGUUUUGAAUUGCUUGAACUAUUAAAGGCUCAUAAGAAGGCAAUUAGACGAGCGACUGUAAAUACCUUUGGUUAUAUUGCUAAAGCCAUCGGUCCUCAUGACGUACUCGCAACCUUACUUAACAAUCUGAAAGUGCAAGAGAGACAGAACAGAGUGUGCACAACGGUCGCUAUUGCUAUAGUUGCAGAGACCUGUUCACCUUUCACAGUGCUACCUGCUUUAAUGAAUGAAUACAGAGUACCGGAAUUAAAUGUUCAAAACGGUGUGCUCAAAUCACUAUCUUUCCUUUUCGAGUACAUUGGAGAAAUGGGCAAGGAUUACAUUUAUGCAGUUUGCCCAUUAUUGGAAGACGCGCUUAUGGAUCGAGAUUUAGUACACAGACAAACGGCUUGCGCUGCCAUAAAACAUAUGUCGCUCGGCGUGUAUGGUUUCGGCUGUGAAGAUGCCUUAGUACAUCUAUUAAAUCAUGUUUGGCCAAAUAUUUUUGAGACAUCACCGCAUCUGGUGCAAGCCUUCAUGGACGCUGUUGAGGGCAUGCGAGUUGCCCUAGGUCCCAUUAAAAUACUUCAAUAUGCAUUACAGGGCCUGUUCCAUCCAGCGAGGAAAGUACGCGACGUUUAUUGGAAAAUUUACAAUACGCUUUACAUCGGAGGACAGGACGCACUUGUUGCAGGAUAUCCCAGAAUACAAAAUGACCCAAAUAAUCACUUCAUUAGAUACGAAUUAGAUUAUCUGCUUUAAAACAUUAUAUUAAGAUAGUUAUAAUUAAGAAACACUUCUGGGUUUACUGAAAAAUAAAUGAUAAUGCAAAGAUAUUGUUCUUAUUUAAUGUUUUUAUCGUAGGUUCAUGUGUAAUUGAACCAUCCUGCAUUUGAAACUGUAAAAACAAAGUUUAAGUGUUAAAAAUAAACAAUAAAACAUA